This is a messenger RNA of Parasteatoda tepidariorum (common house spider), 1121 nucleotides long. NCBI's taxonomy places the organism in Eukaryota, Metazoa, Arthropoda, Arachnida, Araneae, Theridiidae. The record is from RefSeq and is a predicted model, not a curated record.
AUGGAAAAGGUAUGCAGUGCAGACCUUCUGAUUUUCAGUAGUAAUGCUCAGUUUCCUGGAUCCUCACACGAUUCCUAUGUAUGGAGAAAUACAGCUUUGCGCUCUAAAGUCAUGAAUAUAGCUCAACAGGAACCAAAUUCUUGGUUGAUAGGUAAGUCACGUACAGCUGAAUACAAGAAAUGGUUUACAAUUUGGUAUAAAAAUCUUUUGCAUAAAAGGGAGCUAAUGUUAAAUGCUGACAGCCUCUUAUACAUGUCUUAUGUGUUGCAAUUAAAAAAAAAAUUUCCAGGUGGCAGCGGAUAUCCACUAGAGUCCUGGCUAAUGGUGCCGAUUCUGGACCCACUAGAAGCUAAUUAUAAUAAAAGCCAUAAAAAGACAAGGAAUCCUGUCGAGCGAUGUCUAGGAGUGCUCAAGGCAAGAUGCAUCCAUGAGGAGAGGUUGCUGCGAUAUAGACGACCGGUAGCGGCAGAUAUCAUUUAUGCCUGUAUAACGCUACAACACAUAUGUAGGUAUCACAAACUGCCAGACCCCUCAAUUCCUGAGAGGCCGAUCCUCAUAAGCCAUCUCCCACCACUUCCGCCUCCAUUUACUGAUGUCCAUGCUACAGGAUCCAGAGUGAGUCAGCAGUUGAUUCAAAGCUACUAUUUAUUUUUUAGUGAAUAAAAAUUUUCAAACUUAACCCUGAAGUGGCCCAUACGCUUUUUUAUGUAACACGUUGGUCGCCAUGUAUGGCUGUUGCUCUUAUUUUAAAAAUAAUAGGGUUUUCACUUGGAUUUUCGAAAAUGAUAUAAGGAAUAAGUUCUGAAAUUUAAGUAUAGGAUACAGAAUAUAACAGAAAACUCAACCAAAUGCAAAGCUGUGAGACGAACGUGUUAAGAAUACUUUAGAAGCAUCACGUUUUUUUCCCUGUUAAAGAACACUUUAUUUGCAAUUAACAAUUUCAAUAAUUACUUUUAAAAAGUUAUCGGAACCAAAAAUUGUGGUAUGCGGAAAAAUUACACUAUUUCAAACCCCUGGUUUAGAAAUUACUGAACCUUAAGUCCUAAAGCUUGUACAAGUUUUCAAUAAUAAUAGACAAUUUGUACUGAAAUGAUAAAAUAGCAAUAAAAAAAUAAAUUUUG